CCUUCCCCAAUUUCUACUGGACAAGCCACAAUUGAAACCUUUUUUUCACUGUAAUCCACCCCCCCCCCUUCUAUCCUUUCCCUUCUUUCCUACAGCCCAAAUCCUUACACAUCCCAUUUCCUUCCUCCCUUUGUAUUUUUACCAUCCCUGAUAUUUUUUUCGUCCCUACAGUGGGGGAGGGCGAUAUUAAGAGAGUAAAUAGCAAUAAGGCUAACUGGGAGGGUAUCCACUACAAACACGAGGUUUUUUAGCCACAAAAGCACCACAAUCUGCAGUCUCUGCUUUAAUUAAUGGGAUUUUGAGACCCCCACCCCCACCACCUCCUCCCUCUGUUCAGUCUUCGUCUUUCUCUUUCUUUCUCAGUGUGACAGUCACAGCCUUCAGGGACAUAAUGGCUGGGGGAUCUCUACAACAGAAUGCUCCUUACCCACCAUCACAGCAACAAUCCCCACAGAUGGAGACAGAAGCUACUGAUUCGAGAAAACGGCCAUUAGAAACCCCAACAGAGGCUACAAGCACCAAGAGGUCCAACACGGCAGAGGAUGGUGAGUUGUUCCUGAAAGUGCUCAUCCCAAGCUAUGCAGCUGGUUCCAUUAUUGGGAAAGGGGGUCAGACAAUUGUCCAGCUGCAGCGAGAGACAGGAGCUACAAUCAAAUUGUCAAAGUCCAAGGACUUUUACCCAGGAACAACUGAACGUGUAUGCCUGGUGCAAGGGUCAGCAGAAGCCCUGCUUUCUGUGCACAACUUCAUUGCAGAGAAGGUGCGUGAGGUACCACAAGGUGCAACUAAAAAUGACAUGGGAGCUCUUCUGCCUCCUCAAACAACCAUCAAUGCAGAGCGUGCAAAACAGGCAAAACUUAUUGUUCCAAACACAACCGCAGGACUUAUUAUUGGCAAGGGAGGUGCCACUGUCCGCAACAUUAUGGAGGAAUCAGGAGCCUGGGUUCAGCUCUCCCAAAAGCCUGCGGGACCCAAUCUCCAUGAGCGAGUGGUGACAGUGAGUGGAGAGCCUAAUCAAGUCCAGAAGGCAAUAUGCAGUAUUAUCCACAAAUCCCGUGAAGACCCACCACAAGGAACCACCCACCUUAACAUAAGUUACAUCAACACACAGGGUCCAGUAGCCAACUCAAACCCCACUGGCUCACCUUACGCUGGUGGAACAGCAGAGCCAGUGCUUACUCCCUUUUCACCAGCUCCACCAGCUCCACCAGCCAUCACAGGAGGAGACCUACUAGCCAUUUCUUCUGCCCUUAAUACUCUAGCCAGCUAUGGUUAUAGUACAGGGAUGGGCUACAAUCCUCUAGUAGGAGGAGUCCAUCCAGCUGCAGUUAAUCUUCUUGCUUCUUACACAGGGGAAACUGGUCCAGCUUUGGGACUGGGAGGGGGAGGGAUACUUUUGGAGAAGAUGGGGGCUGAAAGUCUGGCAGGUAAAGAGACCCUGGAGAUGGCUGUUCCAGAGACACUAGUAGGUGCAAUCUUGGGAAAGGGUGGCAAGACUUUGGUUGAAUACCAGGAGCUAACAGGAGCUCGCAUUCAAAUUUCCAAAAAAGGAGAAUUUGUACCAGGGACAAGAAGUCGAAAGGUGACCAUCACAGGGCCUCCAGGGGCUACACAGGCAGCACAAUAUUUAAUUGGUCAGAGGGUGGCCUAUGAGCAAGGGGUGAGGUGCAGCAAUCCCCAAAAGGUUGGGUAGAAUUAUAUUUAGUUUGACAGGAGAGAAUGUUGAGUGUGAGGGUGAUGGCAAUGCUGGGUCUGAAAGCUGCAAGAACUUGCAAUGUGAAAUAAAAGGCCAGAUUAUUAAAUGGUUCUGUGUAGGUUGUAGAUGUGUAUGUUUACAUGUCUGUGUGAGUGUGGAUGUGUGUGUGUUGAGCCAUACACAUUCAAUGACAGACUGGCUGGUUAAUCGCAUGGCACUAUUUAAGGUUACUCAGCUUGGCUCCUUCAUGCAAAAGUAAUUUUUUUACCCAAAAAUGUGAACUUUUUGAUUUUAAAACAGAAAAGGAAUGCAGAUGGGUUUUGUACAAAAAAUAUGUUGAAAGUCGUAAUAAAAACUGUGUGCCACAUAUAAACUGAUAGUUUAGAAUAGCAAUAUGCCAGACACAGGGGAACAUGGCUUUAGUACAUAUGUGUACAAAUGGUAACAUGGUAUUCUCUUCUCCCAAUCUAACUGAUUUUGCAUAAAGUGAACAAGGGUGUCCACUGAAAUUGUGGGUUUAAUUAGUAAAGAAUUAGUAAAGAAGUAAGACAUUUUGUGUGUUUCUUUUAGCAGCCAAAUUGAUAUUUAGAUCAAACAUGUACUGUAUGUCUAUUUGUUUUUCUAAAGCUGGUAGUUUGCCACAGAUUUAAGAUCAUUUGUUCAGUAACAGCACUGGCACAGAUGGCAUUUAGGAUUUGCCCUUUAACUAACAACUAGUGACUGUUAAAAACACAUUAGUAUAGUAUUGGACCUGUUAUCCAAAAUGCUCUGUACGUGGGAUUUUUUGGAUAAUGGAUCUUUCUGUAAUUUGGAUAUUUAUAGUCUGCUAGACUCCUAUAUAGUAAAGCUGGGUAAACCUAUUUACCAUUCUGUGCCUGUCUGGUCCCUAUUGUAUUAUAUCAUAAUAUAUACUAUAAUAUUCUAAGUACAAAAUUAUCCUUUACACCAUUUCCUGUUCCCAGAAAAUUGUGCCAAAAUAAUGUUUAACAUAAUACGUAGUGCCAAAACAUAGAAUUAUCUGCAUUAACAUGAUCUCCAGGAUUUAGAUAGGAUACAGAUUUUGUCUUUCAUUUUACUUGUGUAAUGCAAUACAUCCAUAACUGUGGGGGUUUUGAAAUGUUAAAUUUAAAUUCCAGUGUGUCUAACCAAGCUUUUACUUGAUAACAAAACCUCACAAAAAAAGAAAUAAUCAUGAUGUAAAAAAAAGUGUUUUGGGGUAUAGUUACAGCCAAAAUGUUAAAAUAUACAUAACUGAUGCUUUAUAAAAUAUUCUAGGUAAAAUGUUUGGACAAUACUCAGGUCUGCCUGGUUUGACAGCACAUAUAAUACCAUAAUCUGUAAUGAUACUUAGUAAAAGCUACCCAAACAAUGCCACUCCUAACCAAACUGUAUUCCUCUGUAGGAGUAGAGCAAGCUGAUUGUAUAUUGAAUGUGCCAAACUCUCUUUGCUUUAUAAAGGUUCAGAUACCUAUGAACAAUGUGGCAUGUGUAAUUACACACAUAUAUAUAUAUAUAUAUAUAUAUAUAUAUAUAUAUAUAUAUAUAUAUAUAUAUAUAUAUUCUCUCUUUUUGUAUAGGCAGAGUAUGUAUCUAUAUUACAUGUAUGUAUGCAGGUGUGUGUGUGUGUGUAUGUAUAUAUAUAUAUAUUAUAUAAAUGUGCACACUCACAUACAUAAACAUGCAACAUUUAUUCAAAUAUAUGAACAUUGCUAUACCUGUAGAGAAAAGCAAAUAGUGAAAUAUACAAUAUUUCUUAUAAAUAUUUUUUCUCUAUUAUCACACACCCUGUGAGUGUACGCAGAAUAUUGCAAACAAAAAAAAAACUUGUAAUUAAGCCAGUUGGGGUCAAAUUAUGUAAAAUUAUAUACCUGUACUGUAAAUUAGAGGCACUCCUCAGGGUUAUACAUACAUACUGUGUGAGUAUCUAACACACACUGAGACAUCUCGUAAUUAAAUGCACAAGCUAAUAGACACACAGAGCAGGAAUCGAAUAAGUUAUACUAUAUUUUGAAACGUAUGUAUACACAGAAUGUAUGAAAACACAUGUUGGAUUUAUAGGCACCUUCACAACUAUUUAUACACAUGUGUUGUAUGCUUGUAUACAAACACACUGUAAUUCAUGCUAGUUCCUUGACAGAAUUACUUGCAGAUAAGCCAUCACUGGACAAGAAAAAUGAGUAAAAUAUUAAUGUAUGAAUUGGACCAGCAAUUUUUUAAUUUUCCGCUUACUGAAGACAGCUCUGUGAAUAUGUAGCUGAUUAUAAAUAUUUGACUGAUUAUAAACA
Xenopus laevis (African clawed frog) is the source of this 3981-nucleotide messenger RNA. It is a transcript of the gene nova2.S, whose product is annotated as RNA-binding protein Nova-1-like. The record is from RefSeq and is a predicted model, not a curated record. NCBI's taxonomy places the organism in Eukaryota, Metazoa, Chordata, Amphibia, Anura, Pipidae. The transcript is spliced from 4 exons. The coding region runs from base 392 to 1693 and encodes 433 amino acids.